AUGAGAGCUGUGUGUGUUUGGUUAUGUGUGGUGCUCUGGACAUGCAGCCCUGACGCUGCAGCAGCAGCAGCAGCAGCAGCAGCGGGACAGUCACUCAACGACUCCUCACUUCUGGGAGAGGGGAUGUUUUCUUACACGGAGCAUUUCCUGAACGUUUCGGGGCGGCUGGAUAACCGGACCUCUGGAUUCUUCCUCCUGGACUUUGACGAGGGGAUGCUGGAGGACUGGCGCUCUCUGGCGAGUAAGAAGCGCCGCGGCGGGGAGUCGCAGGACAGGAGGGUCAAGGCGCUGCUGGUAGCCGCGUACUCUCUGAUCAUUGUGAUCUCCCUGUUCGGGAACACGCUGGUGUGCCAUGUGGUGAUGAAAAACAAGCGCACCCAGUCCGCCACCAGCUUGUUUAUUAUGAACCUGGCUGUGGCUGAUAUCUUCAUCACUGUCCUCAAUACGCCAUUCACCCUGGUCCGGUUCGUGAACAGCACUUGGGUGUUUGGAAGGACAAUGUGUCACAUUAGUCGCUUUGUGCAGUAUUGCUCACUGCACGUCUCCACGCUCACACUCACUGCCAUCGCUCUGGACCGUCGGCAGGUGAUUUUACAUCCUUUGAGGCCUCGCAUGUCCCUGACACAAGGCGGUGUGUGGGUUGGUGUUAUCUGGAUAAUGGCCAGCUGCUUCUCCCUCCCUCAUGCAAUCUACCAAAAACUACUGACUUUUACAUACAGUAAGGAAAAGGAGCGCAGCCUGUGUGUGCCAGACUUCCCAGAGCCCUCAGAUGUCUAUUGGCAGUACAUUGACCUCCUGACCUUCAUAUUACUCUACAUGCUACCACUCCUCAUCAUCACCGCCUCCUACACCACAGUGGCCUGCCGGCUGUGGCGUCACAACGCCAUCGGUGACACCACAACAGCUCAGCACGCUGCCCAGAGAAGAAAGCGGCGGCGGACAUUAGCCAUGUUGCUCCUGGUGGUCGGGGUGUUUGCCGUCUGCUGGUUCCCUCUCAACUGCUACGUGGUGCUGCUGUCCAGCCAGGCCAUCCACUCCUCUAAUGCUCUGUACUUCUGCUUUCACUGGCUGGCUAUGAGCUCCACCUGCUACAACCCUUUCAUCUACUGCUGUCUGAAUCCCACCUUCCGCCAAGAGCUGAGGCUGCUCUUUGACAUGUGCAGGAAGAGGCGAAGGGUGGUGGUUGGGCUGGAGCCAGAGCUCCGCCCUGUUGCUGCUCCUUGUCACAGGACUGCCUGGCCCGACAACCACGAGUCCUCAGGGCCAAGGCACACCUUAUCACACCCGGGCCACUCCUCCUCACAGCAGAGUCACGCCUCCUCCAGUCAGUCCCACAACAUCAAAGAUACACACGUGCUCUUCACGGCCAGGCAGGUCCUCACAGGAAGAACUGACAUCCUCUCAGUCGAGCCGAUUGUGGCUGUCAGCUGACAGGGGACAUGGGAUUGUGCUGUUUGAGAUUCUUAAUCCUAUUUUAGGAUUUCAUCAUGUUCCAAAGAGGAUAUCAGAGAUCUCAGAGAUGUAUGGCUGAGACUUCACGCGGUUGUGAUGGCAGGAGAGUGAGAGGACAUGGUGAUGGCUUUAAAAGGAAGAAACUCAUGUUGUUUUAUCCACCUUUAUGUUCUGCUUCUCACUCAAUUUAGGCAUCAGCCCUUAAAAGUCCAGUGUGUAGGAUUUAGGGGGAUACACUGGCAGAAACUGAAUGUAAUAUUCAAAGUUUUCAUUAGUGUAUAAUCACCUGAAACAAGUAACUGUUGUGUUUUUGUUAACUUAGAAUGACCCAUUUAUAUCUAUGGUCCUCCUCCAUGGAGUCCACCAUGUUGAUCUAUAGUAGCCCAGAAUGGACAAACCAGCUCUAGAUGGGGCCGUUUGCAUUUUUGCGGUGGCCCCCAUAGUCCUAAUUACAAGUUUCAGUUGGUUGCAAUCUGCAACCUCACCCCUAAAUGACACUAAAUCUUACAUGCUAGACCUUUAAAGCAUUACCAGCUGUGCUUGAGCUGUCGAUCGUUUCACAUAAUCUUCAUCAGCAAAUGGAGUUUGGCCAGUUUAUCAUGUUCAAAUUUCCAUUUUUUUCCUCUGCCCUUUUAGGACACCUCCUCCAUGUUGGCUUUAGUUGAGUUGAGAUUAAAAGUUAAUUUUUUGAUCUUGGAAACAGCAGCUGACAAAACAGUCUCACCACAAAGUCCAUUUAGCAGGGCUUCUUGAGCUUUGGAUCAGUUUUUAGAGAUUACUGUUGCAGCAAUGACAUAUACAUGCAGAGGAUGUAAUGUGAAGCUAACUGGGCUCAUUCCUAAAAUUAAUUUAUCUCAAGUUUCUUUAUACCAUAUAUUUUAUGAAAGAAAAAAAACCCUCAUCUGAUGUAAAUUUUCUGUCUAAAAAUAUUUUUUUCUGAUCUCAACCAGCUCUGUACCAACAACAUGGGUAGUAUGUGUAAAUGAACUAUGUUAAACUUUGCUCCAUUGUACCAGCACCCACAUCUCCCUGCUCAUCUCCAGAUAACGCCAAACUGGAUUUUUGCCAGCUCUCAAGUACAGAUUGUACCGCAUUUUCUUAUGCCCACCUGCACAGACAAAAUCAUUUAGAAGCAGAUGAAGAGAGAGAUGCCUCUCUCUUUCUCUUUCUUAAACUCAGAUCAAACUGUAAAACUAAGCAGUGCUGAUCAAAUAUAAACCAAGUUUCUGAUAUUCUAUUGUCUAUUUCUCACCUAAAAUGUUUUCAGACACAUACUUUUGUGCACUGUUUGUAAUCCAAGGCUGUUCUUGAACAGGAAGUGGACCAUUUCCUGUAUUGUAGAAACAGAGGCUGCAAAUACUAUGAUGGACGUAUUUACCAUGAAGUCACACAGUGGUUUGUGGACUUCCAUUUUUAAGCCUCGAGUUUAAGAUUUCAGCCAUCGCCAUCUUGGUUUUUUGCAGGCAGUACUGACCAAAUUUGAGGGGUGGCUCUAACUGAGAAGCUGAGGACACUUUUAACAGACAGCCUGUCACUCAAAGUGGCCCGCCCUUAAUGAUAUGUGACUUUAAGCCUUAAUCAUUUUUAAAAGGAGCUAGUUAUAUGAAAUAUCACCCCUGCAGAGUUGUCAUGAAGGGGGGAAUUAGCGAUAGAGACCAAAACCAGGCUGUAAACAUGUUUAUUUCUGCUUUAAAGUUGGGUAUUUUUAAUGGGGGUCUGUGAGGAUUGACUGGCCUCUGGAGCCAGCCUCAUGUGGCCAUUCAAAGAACUGCAGAUUUUGCUGCUUGGAUCACGGUUUAAAUAUGGACCAAGAUUCUGUUACGACAUUUUUCUGUUUACUCUGUGCACGUAGAACCAAUUUUGAAAGUAACUGCACCUUUCUACUACACAGACAACCCAUUUUUGUGAAAAGGCUAUCUUUCCGGCGGUGAAAUGCUUCUUUAAUCUUUUGAGAUAACUGUCAGGUCUGUUUGCCUUCACAGGUUUGCAUGACUGACAAAGUUCAUUCAUCCCCGAAAAUCUCUCUGAAAAAAAUAUGUAUCACUUAGUUGUGACAUGAAAACUGUGGUUUACCAUUGUGCCUACGAGCACAGAACCUCAGAUAGCGUUCAGAAUAAAAUAUUGAUCACACUGAUUCUCAAGCUGCAUCCUGCUGCUCAACCGUGUCUCUUUGAUUCAUAUAUAGCCACAGGACUUAUAGAGAAUGCAUAGGGGGAAAAAAACCCACGCCGACAAAAUAUUACAGCAGGCUACAUGACUCACCCUCAUCAACAUAUAUUCUGCACCAUAGACUGUGUCGUCUUUUAGUUGCUUCAAAAGUCUCUUUACAGUGUUGCCAAUAGUGAAAGAAAAACUAUGUUUUUGGUCAUCAGUCCAGACAGACACGUUGGAGCUUUGCAUACCAAAGACAGCCUGCAGCAAAAUUCUGACGGUGUUCUCACAGUGUGACUGCCACUACAAACCAACCAAUGAUGCAGAACAAAUAUGAUCACUUUAGUUACGGUUCACACUGUUGGCAGAUUGCUAAGAGGAAAGCUUGCAGGUGUGUCACACUGCAUUUUGAGGCUGAGCAUCAGAGCGUGCUCACAGUUCAUUUAACGGCGUCAGUGGAGUUUGCUUUUGUUCACUCCCAAGUAAUCCCAUCCAAUUAAUUACAUGCCUUGAAUAUGUAACUUGUGCUUUACUUUAACCAUCUAAAAGGGCUGUAAAAUAGCCAACUAGGCUACUUUGGAUGCUAUAGAAUUUGAAGGCAGAAUAUUUCUUCAGUUUCUGAACUGCUGUGUGAAGGUCGCUCUAAAGUAAUUGAAUGGUGUUAAAGAUAAUAACAGCCUCUAUGAAUUUUAUUCAAAGAUCAUAUAAAACCGAGCAAAAAAGAGAAAAGAAUGAAUAACCUCAGCUUUCGUAACUGCAUGAUCUCCAGCCAUUGCAUAUCACACUCUUUGAGCAUCUGUCAUGUCCUCACUUUGCCUCAUUCAUGAAUGUGUUUACUCCACUCUGCCAAUGAAAGGAGGCAAAGUGAAAGCGUUCCUACCACCUUGUCAUCUUUGUGUGUAGGUUUCUUUUGUCAAAUUGAACUGGGAAAAUCAUAUUUUCCUUUAGAAAAACGGAUCCUAUUUCAUCCUAUGGUGUCAUCAAAUCCAGUGCCAGACAUAGUAGAUUAGGCGCCCUAGACAAGCUUCUCCUGGCCCCACAAUAAGAAUCACUCUUGGUGGCGUUCUAGGGAUAUGUCCCCAGCCUGUUCUCAUUCCCAAGUUGUCAAAUACUGCUGCUUUGUCAAGUGAUUUUGACCAUUACCAAUGCAAAAAGGCACCUUUCCCAGCAGAAUGAUACACACCGGGCAGCACCAGUUGAUAACCCCACCCAGCAGUGUGUCAUACUGCCAUGAAAGAUGCAUCAGUCUCCAGAUGGCAUCUGCUUGAAAUGCUGCGAGUAAAAACCUAAUAUAAGGAGCUGGAAAGUUCCUAUAGGGCAGGUGGGAGGGGCGGUGGACGGAUACAACAAACCCCAGACUUUCACCUGUGUGAAUGUUUGAGCCAAACCAUGAUGUUUUAUAAACCUAACCACAUGCUUUUUUGCAUAAGGAAAAGAAACGUCAGUACGAGGUGUGAUGUUGUGAGUUUUUUUUGAAAAAGACUGUAUGCAUCUAAUAAGCAGAAACUGUACAUUUCCUGUGAAAACAGAAGUGUACUUUGAAAAGACACAAUGCAUGUAACAAGCGCAAAUUCGUGGCAUCCCGGAAUGUCAACAACAGACGCAGGAGGAUACCUGGCCUGUCAAAUGGAGACGUGAAAGUCCACUGAAAUAGUGAAGGUAUUUGAAGAGUUUGGAUGAGGACGCAUUGAUGUCCCCUUUUAGGAAGAUCUGCCACUGAUCACAUCACAUUACAGGUCUGAGAAACAUCAAGUACACCAACAUUUUGGUGGAUUAAAAUUAAA
Epinephelus fuscoguttatus (brown-marbled grouper) is the source of this 5387-nucleotide messenger RNA. It is a transcript of the gene gpr83, whose product is annotated as G protein-coupled receptor 83. Gene Ontology annotation, cellular component: membrane. Gene Ontology annotation, molecular function: neuropeptide Y receptor activity. The record is from RefSeq and is a predicted model, not a curated record. The transcript is spliced from 4 exons. Bases 1 to 1431 code for a protein of 476 amino acids. NCBI's taxonomy places the organism in Eukaryota, Metazoa, Chordata, Actinopteri, Perciformes, Serranidae. Gene Ontology annotation, biological process: neuropeptide signaling pathway.